AUGCCUGUCAAAAACUUAAUGGAUAAUGGUGGGAGCGGCCUUAAAGUUAUAGAUCUUGACGGCUAUUAUCUACCAACAUUUAGCCAACUCAAAUCUCACGAAGAGGAACUGCGUUCCAUGCCGGAUUGGAUGGCCCGGGAUGAUGACGUCAUGAUUUGUACUUAUCCCAAAUCAGGCACCCACUGGCUAUGGGAAAUCGUAAGUAUGCUGGUUAAGAAGAAAGCGGAAAGGAUCAGUACCGUAAAGGAGACCGCCAUGAUGGAAAUUAUGAGCAAAAAAACACAUGACAACAUUCCGUCCCCACGUGUUCUCAAUAGCCACGUGUACUUUGAGUACCUGCCAAAGGACUUCGCAAAACGCAAGUGCAAGAUCGUGUACGCCAUGCGAAAUCCUAAAGAUGUGGCGGUGUCCUUUUUUAACCAUCACAGUAAAAUACUUGAAUAUGAAUUCUCGGGAACCUGGGAACACUACGUUGAUAGAUACUUAAAAGGCGAUGUUGAUUACGGGACUUGGUUCGAUUACACCCUAAAAUGGGAAAAAUUCAUGGCAGAUAACCCAGAUUAUCCAAUAAUUGCAACAACUUUUGAGGACAUGAAAGAGGACGCUCUACGAGAGGUGACACGCAUCGCCAAGUUCCUCGAAGUAGAUUGUGACCAAGCUUUUCUUCAGGAAGUCACCGACCUCUGCCACUUUGACCGCAUGAAGAAGGAGAAAGUCAAUAUGGAGGAGAUUGACUCGUGGAAAGAUGGUCAACCUGGGAUGUAUCGCAAGGGUGAUGUUGGCGAUUGGAAGAACUGGUUUACGGUAGCACAGAAUGAAUUUUUCGAUCGUGUUUACCAAGAGAAAAUGAAGGACUCAAAAGUUCAACCAAGAUAUACGUUAUGA
This is a messenger RNA of Ylistrum balloti, 885 nucleotides long. RefSeq names its product sulfotransferase 1B1-like. Gene Ontology annotation, cellular component: cytoplasm. Lineage: Eukaryota; Metazoa; Mollusca; Bivalvia; Pectinida; Pectinidae. The transcript has 5 exons. Gene Ontology annotation, molecular function: sulfotransferase activity. The coding region runs from base 1 to 885 and encodes 294 amino acids. Gene Ontology annotation, biological process: sulfation. The record is from RefSeq and is a predicted model, not a curated record.